GCGUCGACUAGUAAAGGAGGUGGAGCGUGUGUUCAGAUUUAUUGCCAUGACCAUCCUGAUGCACCACUUAUUGAGGAUUACCAUGCUGGGGACAUGAUCUGUCCCGAAUGUGGCCUAGUGGUGGGAGACAGGGUUGUUGAUGUCGGGUCGGAGUGGAGGACAUUCAGCAAUGACAAGAAUACCAAAGACGCAUCUCGUGUUGGAGCAGCCGAGAAUCAGUUACUGGAUGGAGGAGAUCUUUCCACAAUAAUCGGCACAGGGAUGCCAGGUGGAAAGGAUUUGGUUGACGAGUUCGGGAAACCCAUGUACAGAAACAGGAGAACUAUGAAUAGCUCUGACCGAACACUGCUAAAUGCAUUCCGAGAGAUCAACCAAAUGGCUGACCGUCUUAACCUUCCCAAAAUGAUUGCAGAUCGAGGUAAUACCCUGUUCAAGCAGGUGCACGAAGGCAAAUCACUGAAAGGUCGGAGUAAUGAUGCUAUUGCCUCGGCCUGUAUGUACAUAGCUUGCAGACAGGAAGGAGUUCCAAGGACAUUCAAAGAAAUUUGUGCUGUCUCAAAAAUCUCAAAGAAGGAAAUAGGACGAGUUUUCAAGCUAAUUCUCAAGACCUUGGAGACAAAUGUGGAUCUGAUUACAACUGGUGACUUCAUGUCUAGGUUCUGUUCAAAUCUUCAACUGCCUAACCAUGUGCAGAAGGGAGCUACACACAUUGCCAGAAAAGCAGUGGAUAUGGAUCUUGUGCCAGGUCGCAGUCCCAUCUCUGUAGCUGCUGCCGCUAUAUACAUGGCUUCUCAAGCAUCAGAAGAGAAGAAGACACAGAGAGAAAUUGGAGAUAUUGCUGGAGUGGCUGAUGUAACAAUCCGACAGUCGUACAAGCUGAUGUAUCCGCAGGCACACAAACUCUUCCCAGAGGACUUCAAAUUCUUCACACCGAUUGAGCACCUCCCCACACAGUGAAGACUUGGGUUUCCAACAGAAUGGAUCUCGAUAGAUCUUAUUGUCUGUUCCGACAUGCUACCCAAACAACCACACCUGUCCAGUUAAAUGCUUUUGGCCGUUGUGGGAACAGAUCUGUAAGCCUGUUAAAAGCUAACGGAAAUCCAUGCAGUGUUAAGCUGUGGGGAAUAACACACCAACUGUAAAUAGUGCCUAAUUUAUAUGCAUAUUGAUGUCAUUGCCGCCCAGGAGGAUUUGUGGUAAUAAACUGACCCAGUGCUUGUUAACAGUUUUACCGUCUGAAUUCAAGGUCCAGCUUUUAAAAGUAAAGACAUGAUUAUGAAGUGGCGUUUAAAUUCAAACUGAUACUGUUACCUAAUGGUGUUACAGAGGUGUUAGUCUAAAUGUCAUGCAGGCCUGUAGGAACAAU
Molecule: messenger RNA, 1366 nt
Organism: Gigantopelta aegis
Lineage: Eukaryota; Metazoa; Mollusca; Gastropoda; Neomphalida; Peltospiridae
Product: transcription initiation factor IIB-like
Exons: 10
Coding region: 94-957 (287 amino acids)
Biological process (GO): transcription preinitiation complex assembly; transcription initiation at RNA polymerase II promoter
Cellular component (GO): transcription preinitiation complex; nucleus
Molecular function (GO): TBP-class protein binding; RNA polymerase II general transcription initiation factor activity
Source: RefSeq, a predicted model, not a curated record